AUGGAGAAUUAUCAGUUUGUAUUUGUGAUGUACUUGAUGAGGCGUUUAUUGGGGAUGACAAAUGAGUUGUCACUUGCGUUACAACAAAAGGACCAAAAUAUUGUUCAAGCCAUGCGAUUGAUUGAAGUGGUGAAAGCUCGUCUUCAACACUUUAGGGAGACAGGAUGGAAGGAGUUUUUGGGAGAAGUUACCUCUUUUUGUAAGGGGAACUCAAUCGAUGUGCCUAAUAUGGAGGAUAAUAUGCCAAUUCGUGGUCGUUCUAGGCUGGAAGGACAAUUCAUUACUCAUUUUCACCAUUAUCGUGUAGAGAUUUUUUGUGAGGUUAUUAAUUUGAUUUCUCAAGAAAUGCUCAACCGCUUUCCUGAAGCUAGCACGGAGUUACUUCUUUUGGUAUCAUGCUUUGAUCCUAAGAACUCAUUUUCUAAAUUCAACAUCCAUAAGCUACUCCAUCUUGCAGAGUUGUACCCUGAAGACUUCUCAGUGAUUGAACGUAUGAUGCUUGAGGAUCAACUUGCUACUUUCAUUUAUGAUGUGCGACAUGAUGAUGAUUUUGCAAAUAUCGGGGACUUGGGAGAUUUUGCUAUAAAGAUGGUUGAUAUUGGCAAAUGUACUAUUUUCCCCCUCGUUUAUCGUCUUAUUGAGCUGCCAUUGGUUUUGCUAGUUGCAACAGCUAGUGUUGAGAGGGCAUUUUCGGCAAUGAAUAUUGUGAAAACUGACUUGCGUAACAAAAUGGGAGACGAGUGGAUGAAUGAUAACAUGAUUGUCUAUAUUGAGAAAGAGGUUUUUGCAACUAUUGAUAAUGAGGCGAUCCUACAAUGUUUGCAGAGCUAUCGAAUAAUGCUAACACAAGAUACUACAUCAAAGACUCUUUGCUGA
Molecule: messenger RNA, 876 nt
Organism: Dioscorea cayenensis subsp. rotundata (Guinea yam)
Lineage: Eukaryota; Viridiplantae; Streptophyta; Magnoliopsida; Dioscoreales; Dioscoreaceae
Exons: 2
Coding region: 1-876 (291 amino acids)
Molecular function (GO): protein dimerization activity
Source: RefSeq, a predicted model, not a curated record